AAAGAGCAAACCAAAAUGGAGGGCAGUUCUAUACUCCAUGCUUUCACUAACAUUUAUUUUGCCAUUUUUGCUUUGUUUUGCUUCAAGCUUUUAAUUAAGAUUUCCUUGGCUUUGCUGACCCAUUUCUAUAUUGUUAAAGGCAACAGAAAAGAGGCUGCCAGGAUAGCAGAAGAGAUCUACGGAAUAGUCCCAGGCAGCUGGGCAGACCGAUCCCCUCUUCAUGAUGCUGCCUUCCAGGGACGCCUCCUCUCUUUGAAAACCUUGAUUGCACAGGGUUUCAACGUGAACCUGGUGACGACGGACCGUGUGUCAGCUCUGCACGAGGCUUGCCUGGGCGGCCACGUCGCCUGCGCGAAGGUGCUGCUGGAGAACGGGGCCCAGGUCAAUGCAGUCACCAUUGAUGGGAUCACCCCACUGUUCAAUGCCUGCUGCAGUGGCAGUGCAGCGUGUGUCAACAUGCUGCUCGAAUUUGGAGCCAAGCCACAGCUGGGAAACCACCUUGCUUCGCCCAUUCACGAAGCGGUCAAGAGAGGUCACAGGGAGUGCAUGGAGAUCCUUCUGGCUCAUGAGGUUGACAUUGACCAAGAAGACUUGCAGCAUGGGACCCCUCUCUACGUGGCUUGCACAUACCAGAGGACAGACUGUGUCAAGAAGCUUUUGCAGCUAGGAGCCAACGUUAACAUGGGGAAGCGAUUAGACACCCCCCUCCACGCAGCAGCAAGGAAAUCCAGUGUGGAGAUAGUUGUCUUGCUGACAGACUACGGCGCUAACACAAAAUGCAGAAAUGCUGAACUCAAAUGUGCCCUGGACCUUGCCACACCCAACAGCAAAGUGGAGCAGGCACUUCUGCUUAGGGAAGGUCCUGCCAGUCUUGCCCAGCUGUGCCGGUUGUGUAUCAGAAAGCAUCUCGGUCGGUCGUGCCUAUAUACAGUCCACAAACUGCACCUGCCUGAGCCGCUUGAGAACUUUCUCCUUUAUCGAUAAGUCUGUAACUGUCUUUAUACUGGAAAAGAAAGAGGAACAAAUGGUUGUUUACUGUAAAAUUAUUAUGACAAAG
Molecule: messenger RNA, 1057 nt
Organism: Chiroxiphia lanceolata (lance-tailed manakin)
Lineage: Eukaryota; Metazoa; Chordata; Aves; Passeriformes; Pipridae
Gene: ASB11
Product: ankyrin repeat and SOCS box containing 11
Exons: 7
Coding region: 16-984 (322 amino acids)
Biological process (GO): positive regulation of protein catabolic process; intracellular signal transduction; protein ubiquitination
Molecular function (GO): protein binding
Source: RefSeq, a predicted model, not a curated record